AUGAGCCAUUGGGUGUGCUUAUUUGUAUGCCUGUUUCUCAUUGCUGAAUUGUGGGUCUCUCCAGUUUAUGCCUAUCUUUCGAUGGCUGAUCUCAACCAUGUCAGAGGAAAAAGCUAUCACAUCGAUCCAUCACAGAACUUUUUCUCGCAAUCCGAUUUGAUAGACGACUCUGAUUGGUCACCAGGAUCUAGAGAAACGAACAGUCUUCCUUUGAUUGAGGCACCCGUUGUAAUGAGCAAUCCAAUUUGGAAUUGGAUUCACAAAGCAGCAAGCAUCUAUCGCUUCUACUCAAAGAAAGAUUCCUAU
Molecule: messenger RNA, 306 nt
Organism: Mesorhabditis belari
Lineage: Eukaryota; Metazoa; Nematoda; Chromadorea; Rhabditida; Rhabditidae
Source: the annotation of a GenBank genome assembly